UGUGUCGUUUUUUGAAUUUAAAAGAAAACUAUAUAUACAUAUAUAUUGUGAAAAAAUAUAUAAAAUGGGCGGCCAUAACGAUCAGAAUGGAAAUUCAAACGGACAGCAUGAUGAUGACUCUAUUUCUGAGCCAGAGCAUAUGCGCAAAUUGUUUAUUGGUGGUCUCGAUUACCGUACUACCGAUGAUAAUUUAAAAGCUCACUUUGAAAAAUGGGGACAAAUUGUCGAUGUGGUCGUAAUGAAGGAUCCACGUACGAAGCGCUCACGCGGUUUCGGCUUCAUUACAUACUCGCAUUCAAGCAUGGUAGAUGAAGCCCAGAAGGCUCGUCCUCACAAGAUCGACGGACGUGUCGUCGAGCCCAAGCGUGCUGUUCCACGCCAAGACAUUGACUCGCCAAAUGCAGGCGCAACGGUUAAGAAGCUGUUCGUGGGCGCUUUGAAGGACGAUCAUGACGAGCAGAGCCUACGUGAAUAUUUCCAGCACUACGGCAACAUUGUUGAUAUCAACAUUGUCAUGGACAAAGAGACCGGCAAAAAACGUGGUUUUGCCUUUGUCGAAUUCGAUGAUUACGAUCCCGUGGACAAAGUUGUGUUGCAAAAACAGCAUCAGCUCAAUGGCAAAAUGGUGGACGUGAAGAAGGCUUUGCCGAAGCAAAAUGAAAUGGGAGGCGGUGGUGGUGGUGGUCGUGGCCAGGGUGGUCGUGGUGGUGGCAAUAGGGGUGGAAACAUGGGCGGCAAUAUGGGUGGUGGUGGCAACUUCGGCAACCAAAACGGAAACUGGGGUAAUCGCGGCGGUAAUAACGACAAUUGGGGCAACAACAAUUUUGGCGGCGGCUACGGAGGUGGUAAUAAUUGCUGGGGAAAUAACGGACCGUGGGAUAACAAUUGGGGCAACAAUGGUGGCAACUUUGGCGGCGGCGGUGGUAACGGCAACUGGGGUAACAAUGGCGGCAAUGAUUUUGGAAAUUAUCAACAGGGCUAUAGCGGUGGCCCCCAGCGUGGUGGCAACUUUGGCAACAACCGCAUGCAGCCCUACCAAAGCGGCAACUUUGGCAACAAAGCAGGUGGUAAAUUAGCAGUGGCUCAGUUUAUGCCCAAAAGUCAAAGUCAAGUAAACGAUACGCAAUUCAAUGAUAUGAGCAACAACUCAUAUACCUAAGAAGUUUUCCGAGAACAACCAUACCAAAAGCAUGACAGAAGAUAAAUAUCAGGAACAGUGCAGUGCAGUCGUGUGAGAUUGGUUCAGUCAAAGUCAGUACAAGUACAGAGCAGAUCAGUCUGUGAAUGUGUGUGUGUGUAUAUGUGUGUGGUGCGUUUUAUUCAGAGAGCAGUUGCAACAACAGCAGCAGCAGCAGCAGCAGCAGAGUUUUAACAGAACUUACAAAUACAGUGAAGACAGUGAAGAGAAGAGAAGUAAGCAGCAGCGGCAGCAGCGAACCCUCACACAUACGCAUCCAGCAGAGUACACGUACACAGCAGCUGGCCAGGAUUCAAUAAGAGUAAUUUGCACAGUUACAAUACGAUAUACGAUAAUUGAUUCAACCUACUCACACUCGUCAAAACCUACCUACCUAUUCAAUAUUCAAAAUAGCAUAAUAUUUAUAUUUCAACAUUUUGUAGCCAACCUAAAAUUAAUGCAAAAGGAUCAUUGUAAACUAGAAACGUCACAACAUUUAAGUUGUGCAGCUAAAGAAAAAGCUUAACAUAAACAAUUCAAAGAUGAUUAUGUAUCCUUGUAGCCACAUCUGUUUAUCAAGAAUCCUUCAGUUAACAGCAAAAUAACUUAGUAUAUACAAACGCAAAAAAAAGGAAUAAAAAACAAACUUCAGGGCGCAACCGAUGCUUAAUUUUACAUUCAAGCGAAGCCCCCAAUGGCUGAAUGGUUGCCGCCCAAAAUUUCUGAUAAUCAGUGCAAAAAUCUACACAAAUCUAUAUUUAAAAAACAAAUGUAUUAAUACUUUUCUCUAGGCUUAAGUUCCCAUAAUUUUAAAAA
This is a messenger RNA of Drosophila arizonae, 1993 nucleotides long. It is a transcript of the gene Hrb98DE, whose product is annotated as Heterogeneous nuclear ribonucleoprotein at 98DE. The record is from RefSeq and is a predicted model, not a curated record. Lineage: Eukaryota; Metazoa; Arthropoda; Insecta; Diptera; Drosophilidae. Gene Ontology annotation, molecular function: mRNA 3'-UTR binding. Gene Ontology annotation, biological process: mRNA splicing, via spliceosome. Gene Ontology annotation, cellular component: catalytic step 2 spliceosome.